Molecule: messenger RNA, 2244 nt
Organism: Anisakis simplex (herring worm)
Lineage: Eukaryota; Metazoa; Nematoda; Chromadorea; Rhabditida; Anisakidae
Source: the annotation of a GenBank genome assembly
AUGGUUGAUUGUCCUCACCUCUCCCGAUCCGUUUGCAUUGCACAGUUGGAUCUGGAACAGUUGAAACGGUUUGGUUACGGUGGUUUUGAAACACAUAAGCGGAAGAGAUCGAACGACUCGAAUUCGAAUGUGCACAAGUAUUUACAUUACUUCAGAGAGGACGGUAAAUGGAAUUGUGUAGAAUGUGGUACAUCGCAAUGUCCUUGGCUGUGUUUAUCAUGUGGUCUUAUACAUUGUGGUCGAUACGUGAACCAAGAUGGUCUCAAACAUUAUCGAACUUAUCCGAACCAUUCCGUUUCUAUGGACUGUCAUAAUUACAGUGUUUUUUGUUACCAAUGCGACGAUUUUGUUGGGGGUGAUACAGAUGACCAUAAAAUAGCAUCGGUUCGAUCAUCGAUUGAAUUUUAUAACUGCUCACGGUUAAUUUCAAGCACUAAAUAUGAUCAUGAUCAAAUGCAAAAGGAACUAUUUGAUGAGUUUAAAUUGGCAUUUGAUGAACGCAUGCUGAUGAAUGAAUUGUUCAGGAGUGAGGAUCACAGUUAUUCAUCAACCAAAUAUGAGUCAGUUCCUGAACCUGAAGAAAUAAUCGAAAUCUCAGCCACAGACUCCCCACCAAUAUUUUGUGAAGAAGGUGUAGCAGAAAGCCGAACAAUUACCACAAUGCAACGUACGAAACAAACCUUUUUCCUUACCGAUGAAGUUGAUACUCUUGAGGUGCAAGUUGCCACCGAGCAAGACGAUGACUAUGAAGCAGAAGAAGCAUCAUUUUCUGGAGCUGAUAGGAGGCAUGCAAUCGAAUUCCAUCUGGUAUCGAGUGGAGAUGAAUGUGCAGAAAUGGAUGAAGUAAAUACAUCUCAUGCGCACAACAGUAAUGCGCAUAAGAGCAAUGUUGCACUUUCAACUCCGAUCAGUUCGCAGCUGUUGCACAGUGCAAUAAUGACUACAACACCGAACUCUUCAAAUGAAAAUUUGAUUAUCCCAACUACAAGAUCGUUGAGAAAUCGUAAACGAAAGGAUGAAUCAGGACAAGAGUCGCCAACUCCACCAGUUUUAAGUCAGUCGGGUACGAAGUUGAUCGGCGUUGAAGAGAAAAAAUUACGUGGAUUAAAGAAUCUCGGUAACAGUUGUUUCAUGAACGCUGUGCUGCAAGCGUUGAAUUCUGUGCAGAUGUUCCGCUAUUUUAUCUGUUCGCUUCCACCUCUGGUCGUUGAUGAUAUCGGUGGCGAUGGCACUGAAACUCGCACACCGCGAUACAACACACGCAGUUCGAUGCCAAACAUUGCUUCAGAAAAACGUCCUACCAAUGCUUUCAUAUCUGAACAACUGAGAAGAACGUUGUCUGAAAUUGAUAAUGGCACAAAUGCAUCAGGAGGUGCGGUUAACGCAUACGGACCCGAUGCUUUGCUUUCUGAAUUUUGUAAAAUAGCACCGCGAUUUAGGGGUUUUCAACAACACGAUGCGCAUGAAUUUCUGCGAUGUCUUCUGGAUAGAAUGCAUACUGAACUAAAAAGUUGUCGUAUACCUGAUUGGUUGUUGUCAGAGAUUUGUGAUGGUGGAGUGAGAGUUGGUUCUAGUUCGCACUUCCUAACCACUAAACGCAAAAAUAGAUUGUCAAACUGUGAAAAAGCAUGCGCGAUCUCAGCAAUGUUCGAAGGUACUUUGCAAAGUCAAGUCACGUGUCUGUCAUGCAGUGCUUGUAGUAACAAACAUGACCCUUUUCUUGACCUUUCACUGGAUAUAUAUGUGCCAUCCAGUGGUUGUCGUGCUGGUACGGUUAGACUUUUGGACUGUAUGAAACGGUUUUUUGCGAAAGAAGAAUUGGAUAGUCGUGAGCAGUAUACUUGCAACAACUGCGAUGAAAAGAGACCAUCUACCAAGCAACUUUUUGUUAAAACACUUCCUAAUAUUUUGUGUUUGCAUUUGAAACGAUUUCGAUGGUCGAAUUCUUCACAUAGAGGAAAGUUGGAUAAUAUGGUCGAUUUCCCUUUAACAUCUCUAGAUAUGAAAAGCUUUAUGAUUCAUGAGGAUGGUGACACGUCAUUAACAAAUUGUGGUAGUGAAUUAGGUUCGAUGACUUCUGAUAGACGUUCUAACAGAGUGAGCUCUGGUCAUUACACUUGUUACGGUCGUCAUGGUAGCCACUGGUAUCAUUUCAACGAUAGCUCUGUAAAGUCAUGCUCUGAGCAAUCAGUUGCUAAGCAGAAGGCCUAUAUAUUAUUUUAUAUGCGUAGAAAUCGCUUUUAA